UUGCUUAGUCCAGUCCUUCUUGGAGAAGGGAAACAAGACAGGAUGAUGGCUGGGAGCAUUUCUUAGUAUCUACUAUUUCUCUUUCAGUUCAACAGGAGAAGCAGAUAGAAUAGUGAAAAAAAGCACAGCAAGGCUCUGAAGAAAUGUGUUUGAAAAUCUACAGAGUUCUUCAGGAAUAGAGCAUCUUUUGCAGCUGAGGCUCUAAAGUACUGGAGGACACUGCAUCUUCCUCAGGGACAAGGACAAGGGUGAGCUGGAGCCUCUGGGAAGCUUAGAAAGGAGUUGCCUUUGGCCACCUGAGGAACUUGCUGCCACACCAAUGUUGCUCUGAAACGAGUUGUGUCCGACAUUCAGAACUAUCAGGUUUGGUAAGAUGCCUCAGGAACAGUACGCACACAGGAGCACCAUGCAGACCUCGGAAGGACCCCAGGUAUACAAAGUGGGCAUUUAUGGCUGGAGGAAGAGAUGCCUCUAUUUCUUUGUGCUGCUCCUAAUGAUUUUAAUCCUGGUGAACCUUGCUAUGACCAUCUGGAUUCUGAAGGUCAUGAACUUCACAAUUGAUGGAAUGGGGAACCUGAGAAUCACGGACAAGGGUCUAAAGCUAGAAGGAGAUUCAGAAUUCUUGAAACCUCUCUACGCCAAAGAAAUCCGGUCGAGACCAGGCAACCCACUGUACUUCCAGUCUGCCAGAAACGUUACGGUGAACAUCCUCAAUGACAAGACUAAAGUCCUAACUCGACUUGUAACAGGUCCCCAAGCAGUGGAAGCACACAGCCAAAAAUUUGAGGUGAAAACCCUCUCUGGAAAAUUGCUGUUUUCUGCAGAUGACAACGAAGUGGUAGUUGGAGCAGAGAGGUUGAGAGUUUUAGGAGCAGAAGGCACAGUGUUCCCUAAAUCUAUAGAAACUCCCAAUGUCAGGGCAGACCCCUUCAAGGAACUAAGACUUGAGUCGCCUACGCGCGCAUUGGUGAUGGAGGCUCCAAAAGGCAUCGAGAUCAAUGCUGAGGCUGGCAGCUUGAAAGCCACAUGCAGGACAGAGCUCAGGCUGGAAUCCAAAGAUGGAGAGAUAACGUUGAAUUCUGCAAAAAUCAAACUACCUAACUUGCCUCAAGGAUCUUCCUCUUCUGCAGGGUCCAGGCAAAAAAUCUACGAGCUCUGUGUGUGUCCCAAUGGGAGGUUAUUUCUGUCUCAGGCAGGCACUAGCUCGACCUGCCAGAUAAAUACAAGCGUCUGCCUUUGAGAGACAAUUUGCAGUGGGGCAUCGCAGGCAGCACAAAAGCCAAUUCUGGUCUCACAGAUUGCAGCUGCCAGCUAUUUUUACUAGAACACAGAAAGCCUAUCAAAGACUUUUUUUGUGUGUGCGCGCGCGUGUGUGUGAAUAUAUAUAUAAAAAUAUAUAUAUAAAAAUAUAUAUAUCCUCUGUGUAAAAUGAUGUUUCAGUACAAGGAAUCCCAGGGUGACCCUGUUACAUUUGUGUAGCAUUUUUUUUUUUUUCACACCAAAAUUUAUUGAUACAAUCUGCUGAAUUGGACUUGAUGUUCCCCUGGACCCUUCUGUAUUAAGAUACUCUGAUGAUCACCCCUCGUUAUUGAUCGUGUUCUCAGAGCAAUGGGAUUACUGGCUCAUCAAGGCCAUGGAACCAGUGUAGACCUAGCAACAUAAAAAGGGGAGAGUAGCGUCUCUGAUCACUUUUGCACCAUUUAAUCAGUGGCUUGAGAAAAACAAAAUAGCCAGACAUGCCAUACUGAUGGCCUAGAGUGAUCCAAGAUACCUGAGGUUAAUUUAAACUCUAUAAUUUUCACCUAGAGUAGGGCUCCCUGCUGGGAAAAAUGAAUUUCAUUCCCUGGUUCUUCCCAGCCCUUGGCCAGAAGAGUCCAGAUCUUCUCGCUGGAAUAAAUGUGUUUACUGAAAGAUUAGCCUGUGCAUGGCAAAGGAUGUCUUGGGCUAUUCAGAUGGGACAGUCGGUCUGUGAAGGACUGGUAUUUGAUAGUCUCUUACUUCCCAAGUAGUUUAACAAACCAAGGGGGAAUUAACAAACAUGUGAAGGUCACUGUCACUGGGAGAAAAAUUAAAUCAAAGCCAACUUAGUUAACUUCUCUGAAUCUUACAUUGAAGAUCUCUGAAGAUGUUAUGCUCUUAUCCAGCAUCAACUGGAACACUAACCUAAAGACAUCUCCACGUUAAGAAAACAUUUUAUGUAUGUUGCAAAUAUCAGAGACGCUGACAAACAGAUUUGGGUUUUUUUUGUUUUUUGGGUUUUUUUAGAAUUUAUAAAGAUUGUGACAAAGAUUACUGGAAAGUGAGGGCUUUGGAUGCUGGUUCCUCUAGAACAUUAGCCCCAAAAGCUCUGUGGUUGAAUCUUUUCAUGGAUGCUUUUUUCCAUAUUUAAGUCUAGGAGUCACUUAUGGGCAGGAUAAAACAUGAGAUCUGAUCUGGUAACACUAUUUCCUCUGUUCAGGUUUUCAAAAGUAAUGAGAAGAGCCCGUAUCAUUGAAUUCUGACCCAUAAUUGCAUGUAAAAAUCCUUGAAAAAUUAAUGUGAUAAUUAUCUCAAAAAUACCUAGGUCCCAGUAAAUCUCAUGAGGGCAGCAAGGUUUAUAAGUCACUGAGAUGCUUUUGAAAAUAUCACCUCAUGUGCAAAUAUGACAGAUCUGUGCCCAUCCUAAUGAUAUCUAAGAAAAGCUGACAUUAUUUAAGCAAUUUUCAAGAUAAAAGGUAGCCAAAAGAGAAAGAUUUGAAAAAAUUUAGCAAGUUUCUUUUUUACAUAUUUCCUUGUAUUUUCUUGUGGUCUGAAGAGUACUAGGGUUUGUUGUUGUUUUUUUAAAUGAACAAUUCUGGCCUAAUCCAAAGCUGGCUGGACUCGAUGGAAAGUUUUCCAUUGGCUUUCAUGGACUUUGGGUUAGAAGUUACUGCCUAACAAAGCAACAAUUCUGUCAAAUUUAUACCUGACAGAGGAUUGGAUGAACUACAUUUAUUUCAGUAAUGCUGUCAGAUAAAUUGACAAAUUCAAACUGUUAAUUGAUGAUUCCUGUAAUUAUUAUGUCUUGAGUCAAUGUUUGAAUGCAAUGGGUCACCCAGGGUAACAAUUGUAUUGGGACACAGGACUAUACCAUCUCUGUUCAAAGAGGGGAAUUGUGCCUAUGCCUUAAGUCAAUGCACUCAGCAAGGAGAAGCACAUCAUAUUUAUCUUGUUAUCAAAACUAGUUUAUUUGGGGGGAGGGACAGGAGGGUCUUGUCACCAGGUGUCUUGGGAAGUGGCUGUGCAACAUAAAACAGAUAUUAAUGAAAUGCAUUAAGACUGUAGGGGCAUCUAGUGUGAUACAGAUGUUUUUUUACCAUGUUAAAUAUAGCAAAAUACUGUGUAUGUUACCUCUGGGACCACAACUGAAGUCCCGUUCAUAGUCCCACAUUCACUGUAGAGUUUUUCCUCUGUGUCAUUUUAUGUUGACCUUAUAGCAAGCAUGGCCCAAUUCAUAAACAAAUCCUGUGUGCAGAAGCAUGUGAGCCGUUGGGAAGAAACAUGCUGCAGGAGGAGUCCCCGGUGCAGAGAAGCUGAUUGCAUUAGCCUUCCCUUCCCUGAGGGCUCUGAUGCUAGUGGGAAGCAUUGGUCUGAGCGGAUGAACUGCCUCGGGAAGGACAGUGCUCCCACAGUCCUGUGUUGCACCCCGAGAGACAGGGCAGCUCAGUCUCCAUCCCCUCACCCUCUGGCUGCUCUGCUGAGGAUUUCUGUUCCAGGAACUGCGUUUUCGGUGGCAAGUCUUGUCAGCUGGGCUCUUGGAUGAGAUUGUCACCUUCUUAUUUCAUGAAGGACAUGAAACUGCUUAAGGGCAUUCAGCUAUAUACCAUUUCUUUUUUGUGGAUUUCAAUGGGAGAGCUGUUAGGGAAGAGCCUCAUGCGUCUGUGCCAUCACUGUAAAAGACUAGUUUUUGCAGAAAGAUUCGCUAAGGUGAAUAAAAGGGUACCUUAAUGUCUACAUAAAGGAAUUUCAGUUACUUGAAUAUAUUUUACAAUCCUGUUUCCAUCUUAAAAAGCAUAAAAUGAUAUGCUGUAUUGAAAGACAGGGGUCUGUGUUACAGAGAUUGAACCCAUAUGGAGACUUGUAAAUCAUUUGAGCUCCACUUGAAUUUUAAGGCAAUAGUUUAGAUGAUACCACAUGCUCUUGGGUUAGCUACAGAAUUAAUCUCCUGCUGUUCAGCAAGUGACAAACCAGAGCAAACAGAGCUGCAUGUCUGAGGUCCCAAGGAAAAAAAGGCAUUUUGUUUAAAAAGUAGCAUGCAAAUAUAUCCAGCUAUUUCAUGCUUCAUAGCUCGUUGUACGGGGCCACUGUGGAGACACUAACUCACCUGGGGACAGGCAAAUGCAUGAGACUCCCUCUUCCUCCUGCCUUGUCAGCAGUCCAAUCAGCAGACAUUCAAUAAAGGGGAUGUCUGUGCAGGGCUGCCUUGCUGAUCACUCAGUAUGAUGUGACCUUUGUUAAGUUUAGGUUGCCUAUUCAUUACUCAUAAUUGUUUUACCUGUAUGAGUUGGUUUUUGCGGAGUCCAUUCAAAGUAGAACCUUCCUGGCUGGAAUUUCGUACAUAUGCUCUCCCUACCACAGUUAAAAUACCAAGAAUGCACAAAGGUUUGCAUAUUUCUUUAUGAAUCGGGCCUGUAAUUUAGUUCAGCAUUUGCUAAUAAGGGAGAAUGUGUUUAUCUCGGAUAGGAAUUUAGUUUUUACCUCUCAACACAAAGGCAAGGCUGAGGUGGAUGGUGAAUUUGCUUCUAUUGAAAUCAGUGGAAGAGAUGUCAACAGCUUUGCUGCCUGAGCUAGGCCAGGAUCUUUGCAGGUGAAAAUUCAGGGCACUGAUGCUGAUGGAAAUGCUGCCACUUAUUUCAGUGGCUGCAGGACUGAACCCUGACUCUGCACUGUGUGCGAUUCUGCAUUGCAGCUAUGUGCAUUAAAAACACAUUGAAAUGCUAAUCAAGCAACUGUGAUACUAAUGUCAAUAUACCUUAGGCAACCAUGAGUACUGCAGUUAAAUGCUUUUAUGUAUUUUAACUCUUAAUUUUAUAGGGCUUUGGGACCUUGUUAAGUUUUCUUUAAAUGCCACAGUGAAGUAAGCAGUCAAAAAAUUAACUGGCAGUGCUUGCCUGUAUACCAGUACCUUAUCCAUGCGUGAUGUAUGACCCUUCUGCUGCAAUAAGUGAGUUAGGGUGUUGUGGUUUGUUUUGUUUUUUAAGCAAAAAGACUUUGCUAUUAGCAAAAGCAGGGAUCCUAACACUGAUUAUACAGCUGUAUCCAUUCUCCAGAUUUCUUUAGCUGGUUUUUGCUUUGUACACUUUUUCAAAGUAUAUAUGUUUCCCAGCAGUCAGUGGAAUGGUUAGCUUGACAAUACAAAGAAAAUGCUAACACUAAAGGGAGAAGGGGGGAAGCCAGCGAUGAUGAAAAUGUGUGUAAGGCUUCUCCUAGGUAUACACUGUUAGAAAACUAAACAUGCAAGAGUGAUUUAUAUGUUUCUCUCAAUCGUGCUGUCAAACAGCUGUAUUUCGAAGAAGAGGUUUUUUUGCUCCUUUAAUCACAAAUACCACAAUAUAUAAAAUGAAAAAAGUUUAAGACAUAAGCCUGAAAAUACCCUCUGUAGUAUAUGGCAUAGCAACAGAAUGAUGUCUAAAUCAAGAAAAAGCUCCUUAGAUAUUGCUCCAAGGUUAAAGAGAAAUUCCUAUGGACCUUGUGAAGAUGCCAAGUCAGUUAGUGUCAUAUCUAGUUUGUAACGACAGGCGUUCUUAAAGGAAAUUAGCUUUUGUUGUCAUAAAAUGUGCAUGCACACACACAAACACACGUAUAUACAUGUUCACAUACACUUGUUUACAAAAAAAUCCAAUUUCCUUCACAUGUAUAUAUAUAUAUAUUUACUGUUAUGGCUUUAAGUUUCACAUUGCAAAAAAGAGUGAGGCAGAGACCAAAGACUUGCAGAAAUUCAUCACUUGCCUAGUUGCCAUCACCCCUGAAAGGCACUAACUUUAACAGUGCUUUUUGGACCUGGGCAGGAAGAAUACAGGUUUAUUGCAUGGCUGCAUCUGAGCGAAUAAAAUGGCAGGAAGAUUCUAAUUUUGUUGAUGGGGAGAAAAGGAAAUAAUGUGAAAUUAUUUAAAUGCAUACAGAAGGCAGGGAUACCUGAAAUUUGAAAGAUGAAGAAAUAUGGUACAGUAUAAGAAUUUUAAAAGAUGCUGUCCGAGGCUGAAAGUAUAAAUAAACCGAGUGAGUAUUAUUGGCUGUUCACUUAGCUGCAUUCAAGCAGUAGCAGAUGAGGAACUCUGGCAGUGGUAACGGGACUGUGGUGGAUUCAUCAAGAAGAGGCAUGGUGCACUUGGGCUCCGUUUCAGUGGCGACACUAGAAAGACCAGAGGGGCUACUGUAAUAAGGCCAUCUGAAUCUUUAGUCGUAAGAAUUUGUAAUUACCCUGCUCAGUAUAGAAACGUAAGUGUGUCAUAAUGCUUUCAUUUUUGAAGUGCAUACAGUGAAAACAAAAAAGUUAGAGGCUCUGCUCUUUUAUUUUUAUGGCUGACAUUUUAAAUUUCAAAAUGUCAUCAUCCAGAAUGCACCUGAGCAAAUGUAGGGAGCAUUUCUGUGAAGCACUAGCAAUCAGCAGAUCAGUACUUUUCAAAUGUGAAAACAGCAGUUUUUUUAUCCUCGUUGUUGUAGAGGCGUGCAAUCACAGUAACAUUUAAGUUUUCCCCAUUUUAACCUUUUUCAUCAAUUCUAAAACUGCUGUGUAAUAUUUUGGUAGCCAGUGUUCUGUCCACACACUGGGCCACGUUCAGGUGGCCUGCACCCCCCAAAUCCCUGAUCCUGGCGUUUCUCAUUCUCUCAUGCCUCUGAAGACCAAAAACAACGAGUAGGAAGCAUGGGGCAGUGGCACCUAAGUAGAAAUUAGGCCUUCUGCACAGAAGUUGCAGUGUUUUCACAGCUGAUGUAGCCAAGUCUAUGGCUGUGUUUGGAGCAGGGUUAAACACUGAUGUGGCACCAAUGAAUAGUUUAUUCAAACAAGAGUGAAGUGAAUUAAAUAAGGCAGGUAGAAAGGAGAGAGAAGAAAAGGUAACAAAUAUCACCCUAAUCACAAUAAUGGAACAGACAUCUUUGCUUACGCUAUUACAUUUUAAAUUAAUAUUGGCCAUUUUACUAAAUACAGUAGCAACUACGUUGAUCUUGCGUGGUUCACAGUGAAGUUAUCGUCACUGAAACCACUUAACAGCUUGGGCUGUUUUUUAAGAUUGCUAGGGUGUUGUUUCCAUCCGCAAUAACCACAGUGGCUUGGGGCUUGGAUAGAAAUUAUAGUGAAUAGCUUGUAUUUAGAAAGCUUUUAAAUCUACUGAGGUUGAGAUGCAUGUAGUUAUGCACAUAGAGCCCUGAGGCUUUAUCAUUUAAGACUUUCUUGUCCUGCCACUUGAAUUGUAUUGUGCCCUUGUGAACAGUGGCACACUUUCUUUAUACAGGAAAAGAUGGAUAUUUAAAGCUGCAGGAUUUUUAUCUAAAGUGAAGAAGCAAAUGCAAUCAUUGCAUACCACUGAGAUUUCCUAUCCAAGUGACUUUAAACUAGAGAUGCGAGUCGCUUAAAAAUUUAUUUGCUACAAGUGUAAUUCCUGCCGGAAAGCUAUCGCUGUUGUCGCUCUGAGGAAACGUCUCACCUUAUUGCAGUCCAAGGUGCUGUGGUGGCUGUGAGUGUCUGUCACAAGCCCGCUAGUAGGUCAGGAGCGGUGUGCUGCCUGGUCACAGGAUGCAGGAGCUCCUUUGGGGCAACUGGUCCCCAUGAAUAGGGUGAGUUAAUUGUUAGUUUUUAAUGAGUAUUAAAAAUGGGAAGGGUAUGUCCACUAUGAAACUAUACAUAAAUCUAUGCUUGUCUUGCAUUUAAUUUGUUUAAUUUUUCUGCCAUAAAACAGAAAGCAGAAGAGGGAGAGAUUUGUGCAGAAGUGUUACGUUUGCGGUGUGCCCUGCUACCAAAAGCUUAAGAUAAAGACAUGGGGCCUUAAAAAAACAGUCUUUUUUUACUAAGAUAAAAAAGACACUUUGGAGCCUUACAUCAGCUUCUUCCCAAAUGGAAAGUCUCACCAUUGCUAACACAUUUGCCAUUAUAGGAAUAGGCCCAUUGCAAAGCAUAAGUCGUGUGCAUCUUUGCAUGUAACAGGAAUUUAAAAUUGCAUUAUACUCUCACAUUUUUUGCCCCAUUCAAAAGGCUUAACUGCUGAUAAGAGAUAAAGCUUUCUGAGGCCUGCUACUGCUAAAUGCAUUAUCACUUUCUAAAGCAAUGCAGUUUCUUUAGUCUUUUAAAGAUUUCCUCAUAACGGAGUCCUUGAAACAUCUUGAGGCAGGCUCACACUGGAGAGCAAAAGAAUAAUUAUUUGUGGGCGGUUCUAUUUUUAUCAAAGGCUGGAUUAUAGUUGAAAAAAUGUUGCUGUUAGAGUUCCUCCCACACUUAGUUAGCUAUAAACACCACCUCCACCAACGCUGUAACUAGCUUUCUUACAGGAUAGCUGCCGACAGAGGAAGGAGUUAGCAUCUUUCACUAAGAAAGAGCAUGCCAAUUAUGUCUUCUUCUGGGUCCUCCUCUGGGUUUGUGCAGCUAACAGCUCUUGAUAUCAAUGCUAGUGAUGUAAUGGAUAAUAAAACACUUUGACAGUAUUAAUGAUUUGACAGAUUACAUGCACAUGCAGUCUAAAUGGUAUAAAUAACGGUGAUAGUUACUGGUUGCUGUCCUAACAAGCCUCUGAACGCCUUGUGAGCAGCAGUAGCAGUGCCAGAAGGUGCAAGGGAGUAGCUCUUGGAGCCAACUGUGCUUCUGUCCUGGCAAUACCCUCAUGGAGCCGAGCAGUCCCCCCGGGAGGGCAUCCCGGCGCUUUCCCUCCAUGCAGGAAGGCUUCGAGGUGGGGAGGUCGGUGGGUGGCUUUGCCCUUUCUCCUUGGUCUCUGUCUCAUGGACAGGCCCUCUGAGCUAGGAAUGGGAGUGAGGAGGGAUGCUGCAUUGAGGGCCUAGGCUGGAGCAGUGCUGCAGGGCCUCCCGCAGCACGGUGAUUGGACUCGGUAGCUGGUGCAAGCGUAAAUGAGAAUUUGGCUCAUUUGCUCAGUGGCAGCCCGCCCUGGCCAAGGGUUUGGGCCGGAAGGUUUUGAGCCUUUCAUGCAACUGGAAGGAGUCUGUCCACCCUGUCAAAAUCCCAGCCUGGGCUCUCCUCAGGGCGGCACAGGGAUGGGACUUCUCAUGCCUCUGGGCUUUCCCUAAGGAAAGGGGCUGGAGCAAAGAGCUGUGGCCAGUCUUUGCGUAGCUGCAGAGCUCCACCAGGGCUGGUGCAGGCGGAGCAGAAGAGCUCGCCGUACCGGGACUGGGCUCUGCUGCUCUCCCUCCACGUUAGAUCGGGGCCGUGCCACUGGCAGCGAACGGCUGCGAGGUGCUGCUGGAGGGAUUUGCUUUCUUGUGCCCUUUUGUGGGUUAUCGGAGAGAGCACAGAAGGAAGGAUUAACGAAUCCUGCCCUUGCUCAGCAAAGUAAGAGCAUGCCAGCAGCCUCCUAAAGAGCAAUUACCGUACGCUGUGUUUGCUGAAGGAGGGUGCAGCUGAUAGCGUUCACACGUGGAUUUCUUUCUGAUUGAGAGCUUUCCCUGAGUCGUGAGCCAGAGCUGCAGCUGAGCUGUGCGGUAGCUUGGGAGCAGGGCUGGGGCUGACCUGCUGGAGCUUAUUUUAAUUCUUUGCCUUGUGGGAGUGGUGGUGCUCGAAUGCCGAUAGAAUUGUUGAUGUUAACCCGAUAAAUGCUCCGCGUAGGUAAAACCAACAGCGAAACAACUUUCUGUAAGACUUGAAGCAAAACCCCAUCCAUCUACAACUAUAGCAUAAAAGGCAUGAUCCAUAUGCUGUAGCAGUUUUCAUCUGUGAUGAUAAAAUACCUUGUCUGACCUCUACUCUGAUAACCACCAAUGACGUUGAUAGUGUAAAGAGGACAAAAUGAAGUUGAAGUCUUAUCGCAGUUCUCAUUAAGAAAUUCAGACUGGUUUGGCUUUUUAUUUUCUUUUUAAUUUAUGUAUGUGUGUGGUUGUGUGGGAAAAUAUACAGCUUUUUUUUUGUAUCAAAUAACAUCAAUCCUUGCACACUCUAUGCAAAAUUUUGUAAGCAUUGCAAUAAUGCUAUGAAUUACACAAGGAACUAUUUUAACUUUAUUACACUUUCUGUAUAAAAAAAUUUGUAUUUAAAUGAUUUCAAUUGCAAUCUUGUAAAAUAUAUUAAUAAAAUAAUGAUUGUUAAGAAGGAAA
Molecule: messenger RNA, 10269 nt
Organism: Dromaius novaehollandiae (emu)
Lineage: Eukaryota; Metazoa; Chordata; Aves; Casuariiformes; Dromaiidae
Gene: SGCD
Product: sarcoglycan delta
Exons: 9
Coding region: 374-1240 (288 amino acids)
Biological process (GO): cardiac muscle tissue development; heart contraction
Cellular component (GO): sarcoglycan complex; sarcolemma
Source: RefSeq, a predicted model, not a curated record